This is a messenger RNA of Notolabrus celidotus (New Zealand spotty), 2443 nucleotides long. It is a transcript of the gene fpgs, whose product is annotated as folylpolyglutamate synthase. Gene Ontology annotation, biological process: tetrahydrofolylpolyglutamate biosynthetic process. The transcript has 15 exons. Gene Ontology annotation, molecular function: tetrahydrofolylpolyglutamate synthase activity; ATP binding. Lineage: Eukaryota; Metazoa; Chordata; Actinopteri; Labriformes; Labridae. Gene Ontology annotation, cellular component: cytoplasm; mitochondrion; cytosol. The coding region runs from base 36 to 1760 and encodes 574 amino acids. The record is from RefSeq and is a predicted model, not a curated record.
GGCAGCAGCUUCCUGUGACAGCUCGGCGCCUCAUCAUGAUGGUGUGGCCACGGGGCUCCGGGUUUGCGGCGCGGGUCCGAAAGGGAAACUGGGUGUGCAGUUUGGCGGAUCUUUCUGUGCGGUACUACAGCACCAAAACAGCUCCUCAGAUACCCGGCAUGGAGUACCAGGAUGCUGUUUGCACUCUUAACACGCUGCAGACCAACGCCAGUUCUCUGGAGCAGGUACGGCGAGAGCGGAGUCACCCUCAGCAGCAGCUCCACGCCAUGAGAGGCUUCCUGGAACGAGCCGGUCUCAAAGUGGAGGAGCUCGAUCAUCUCAAUAUUAUUCACGUGACGGGAACAAAGGGCAAGGGCUCCACGUGUGCGUUCACUGAGCAGAUUUUAAGAAGUUAUGGAUUCCGUACUGGAUUUUACAGUUCUCCUCAUUUGGUCCAAGUCAGAGAGAGGAUUCGGAUCAACGGACAGCCGAUCGGGAAGGAGCUCUUCACUAAAUAUUUCUGGCAGGUUUAUGGACGUUUGGAUGAAACUAAGGAUGCGCACGGCGGGACGAUGCCAGCGUACUUCCGGUUCCUCACUAUCCUGGCCUUCCACGUGUUCCUGCAGGAGAAGGUGGAUUUAGCUGUGAUUGAAGUUGGGAUUGGAGGAGCUUAUGACUGCACAAACAUUAUACGGAGACCGUGGGUCUGUGGGAUCUCCUCUCUGGGUAUCGACCACACUCAGAUCCUUGGAGACACCAUAGAGAAGAUCGCCUGGCAGAAAGGAGGAAUCUUCAAGCCGGGGGUUCCUGCCUUCACCGUCAGACAGCCAGAAGACGCGAUGGCUGUGCUCAGAGACCGGGCCAAAGAGAUGAAAUGUCCUCUCUGGGUGAGUCCAGAUCUGGAGGGCUAUCAGGCAGACCUCCCUGAACCUCUACAUCUGGGUCUGGCCGGGCAGCACCAGCGCUCCAACGCCUCCCUGGCCCUCCAGCUAAGUCACACAUGGCUGCAGAGACGAUGUGAGCCAGACAAAAGCUUUCCUGCCGCCCCCGUGGAGAACACAGGUGUACUCCAGGUGACUCCCUUCAAACCCAGCCCCAUCAUGGUGAAAGGUCUGGCAGACACUGAAUGGCCCGGUAGAAACCAGACCCUAAAGCACGGAGAGGUUACGUACUUCCUGGAUGGAGCUCACACCAUGCGCAGUAUGCAGGCCUGCCUCCACUGGUUCAGAGAGAUCGCAGCUCAGCAUGAGAGGAGUGCAAGCGGACCUGUGGCCAGAGUUUUACUCUUCAACGCCACAGGGGAGAGAGACUCAGCAGCCAUGCUCAAACUCCUGGUGCCGUGUCAGUUUGACUUUGCCGUGUUUUGCCCGAAUAUCACUGAAGCCAUCACUUCUUGUAACGCAGAUCAGCAGAACUUUAACGUCUCUGUGGAGAACAUGCUGACUCGCUGCUUGGACAACGAGAGAAGCUGGCGUCUCCAUAACAGAGCGGGAAAUAACAGAGGAGCUCCACUGCUCAUUGAGGACAGUCUGUCCCUGGUCCCUGAAAGGAAAGCUGACACCUUGGUCUUCCCCUGCAUCCUCAGCGCCCUCCAGUGGAUCACCCAGGGCAGGGACUCAGUGCUGACUGACCCUGCAAAGACUGUCCUGCCGGUUAAACCAAGCAUCAAAGCCAAAGCUGCUCCGCUCUGUGAUGCAGCAGAGAUCCAUGUCCUCAUCACCGGAAGCCUCCACCUGGUAGGGGGAGCACUUAAACACCUCGAUCCAGCCUCCUCGAAGUGAAAGGGUCAUAUGACUCGCUGCACCAAGCUUUCCCACAGAGGCCGCCUCCAGCAGCCAGCCAGUUUGGACCAAGGCAGCUUCAGGGUGCUUGAAAAUGGUCCUACCUUCACCGAGAGCCUUACAGACGACCGCACACAUCUGGUGAGCUCGAGUCAAAGUCUUAAACUUGAAGCCAAAUACGUUUACAUGAACCACAGAAGCUACAAGCUGCAGACGGCCACACUGGAACUGUGUCAGAGGCCACCUGACCGAACCAGAAAGAUAUCUAUUCAUACCUGACAUACUGCAGAUUAAGAGGAGACCGUGCUACACAAGCUUCUUACCUAUGUGGAACACCUGAGUGUCACAGUCAGUCUGUUUUUUUUUUAUUGAAAGACAUUUGGCACGGUUUCUUUUUAUGUUGCCAAAAAAGUGCUUCACACAAAAGGCCUACUCAACUCAGCUUUUCUUUGUAAGUGUGUAUAUAAUAUGACACUAAUGUUAGCAUCAGACGAGUUCAUCUACGUGUCAUCAUUGUCUGUGUGACCUCGUUUACGCUGAAAUGAAAAUAAUCAUUAAAUGGUUUAUUUAAAUUCACGUCGUCACUGUCUGACAGGAUGUAUGAUGUAUGAUGUGUGAUUGUGGGAAAAAAUGAAUAUCCAUAUCUGGAAAAGUGAAUAAAAAAUGUGGAUGUUGGAAUUGAA